AUGGUGAUUAAUAGGAUGACUGACAAAAAACAGUAUUUAGCUGAUUAUUCGUUUGAAUACUUUGUUGAUGAUGGCAAACGGUUAACUGGGUUGUUCUGGGCUGAUGGUUUAUGCAAGCUUAACUAUAUGGAAUUUGGCGAUGUGAUAUCGUUCGAUGCAACCUUCAAGACAAACAGGUACAAGAUGGUGUUUGUCCCGUUCACAGGCAUUGACAACCACUCUCAUCUGGGUUGUUGGCAUCAGAGAUCAUUUGGUCGACAGCCUAAUGUUGUAGUGACGGAUCAAGACCCUGCUAUGAAACAGGCUAUUGAGGAGGUUUUCCCUAUUAGCAGACACAGAUCGUGUAUGUGGCACAUAAUGAAAAAAGUGGCAGAUAAGGUUGGGCAUGAGUUGUGCAAUAAUGAUGAGUUUAAAAGGAGGAUGUGCGACAUUGUUUGGACUGAUUCGAUUGAGCCCGAAGAAUUCGAGAAGCAGUGGAAGUUGGUGAUGAUUGAGUUUGGUCUCACUGAAAACAAAUGGAUUGAUGAUAUGUUUGGGAUGAGAUCCAUGUGGAUUCCGGCUUUUUACCGGCAUGAGCCAAUGUCAAGUUUUAUGAGAACAACUUCAAGAUCAGAGAAGAUACAUGGAACAAUUUCCGAAUGUUUGCCGAUGGACACCAAAGUUGAAGGUCCACGUAUCAGAAUAUUGUUGAAGGAUUUUAAAGCACAUGGAGAUGGUUUAUUGGAGGUGUGGUUCAAGAAUCUCGAGAAUGAUGUAACUGCACAGUGUAGCUGUUUGCGUUUUGAGCAGUAUGGGCUGCUAUGCAAACACAUAUAUUUUCUUUUCAAGAUGUUUGGUGUUAAAGAAAUACCAAACAAAUAUGUUAUGAAGAGAUGGACGAAGGAUGUUGUGCCGAAUGAGUUAAAUGUUAAGUACAAUCUAAAUGUGGGGGGCAAGGAUGUGCAUCAGAGGGCUAAACGGAUUGCUCGUGAAAUCAUUCACACAGGGAAGUAUUUGGGAAAAAAGAAGAUGAAUGGUGUCCAGAUUGAAGAUGGUGUGAGAGACAAAGACAAUGAGGGUGAAGACGACGAAGAGGAAGAUGACUUUGAAGAUUACAUCAGUGAUGAUGGAUCUGAAGAAGAAGAUCAGUGGGAAGAGGUGUCUGGAGAUGAAGAUGACGAGGAUGAGUAA
Messenger RNA from Helianthus annuus (common sunflower), 1170 nucleotides. RefSeq names its product protein FAR1-RELATED SEQUENCE 2-like. Gene Ontology annotation, molecular function: zinc ion binding. Gene Ontology annotation, biological process: regulation of DNA-templated transcription. The record is from RefSeq and is a predicted model, not a curated record. The coding region runs from base 1 to 1170 and encodes 389 amino acids. Lineage: Eukaryota; Viridiplantae; Streptophyta; Magnoliopsida; Asterales; Asteraceae. The transcript has 7 exons.